UCUACUGUAGUCAACAGCGAUCGUCAUGGAUCCUCUCUUGAAAAAUCUCAAGAAACAAGUUACUUGUUCAAUUUGUCUCGACACCUACAUCGAACCCAAAACUAUUUCAUGUCUUCACACGUUUUGCUGUGAGUGUUUGGAGAGACAUGCAAGAGUGAGUCAGAGACAAGGGAAAUAUCGAUGCCCCGAGUGUCAGGCAGAAAUCGAUUUGCCAGAAGGAAAUCGCUUCGACCGUUUGCCCAACAGCUUUUUUCACAAAAGUCUGAUAGGUGCCCUUGAAGCAGAAGAUCGUGGAGCUGGGCCGAGGCUGCAACAAGAGACUUGCUCGCAACACAAUGAGGAACGAUUACGAUAUUUUUGCUCCUCGUGUGAAGCGUGUGUAUGUCCAAUUUGCGUGACUGAAGACCACCGAGGCCAUGCGUUUGAAGUGCUUGAAAAAGCAAUGCAAGAGGAUAAGAAAAACAUCAUGUCCAACGUCGAGACCAUCAAGGAAAAGGCAAACUUGUUUCAAGAGGAGAUUAGAAAAUUGGAAAAAACAUCUGGGGAAGUGGAAAUGAUUAUGACAAUCGCUAAACAAGAAGUGUCUGAGGCAGCUGAACACGCGAUCUCAAAGACGCGACAACAAGAAAAACAACUGUUAGAGUCCCUAGAAAUAACGCGUAGGAAGAGAAUCGAGCGAAUCAACUCGGUUAAACAACAACUGGAAUCUCUGGCUAAACAAAUGAACCAAGCAGCUGAGUUUGCGGAGAAUCUGGUGCAGAGAAGCUCAACUGUGGAUAUCAUACAGAACAAAAAUACUUUGAGGGAGAAAUUUGAAGAGCUUCUUGGUGUUAUAAUUCCAAAACAUCGCCAGAAUACAUUUAUCAAAUUUACCGCGGAAUCGCAGCAAAAAUUUAAACUGGGUUCUAUUCAGUUCACCGAGAAACCGGCAAACGCUGCUAAAUCAACUCUGGAAGGACUCCAUCAAGCUUUCCAGGCUGGUGUACAAGCAGAGCUUUUGUUGUGCCCAAAAACAACUGAAGGAGAGAUGAUUGGCCAGGAUGAUCUUAAAGAUAAAAUUGAACUGCUGAUAAAACCCGCCAAAGAUGUAACAAACGUGAAAGUCGAAGACAAAGAUGACGGAAAUGUCAAGGUAAUGUUUACUCCCAAAGUACCUGGGGCCUACAGCAUUGAAGCGAAAAUUAAUGGCGAUAAACUACCUACCUGUCCGAUAACAGUGCAAGUCAAAGAACGUGAACUUGUUGUGGUCGGUGAGUUGAAGCUAAAGCUCUCUCCAGGGGACACGCUUAAAGGAUUAUAUGGAAUUGCUGUGAAUACGAAAGGCGAUAUAGUUGUAACAGAAGAGGGUGGCCACUGUGUUUAUGUUUUUGAUAAAAAUGGCAACUGUUUGGAAAAAAUCGGAAGCAAGGGUCGCAAGACAGGACAAUUUCAUUACCCUAAGGGUAUUUCGUUUCUAAAUGAGGACGAAGUCAUAAUUGCAGAUCAAGGCAAUGAUAGAUUGCAACGACUGAAUAUUCAGACAAGAACUGUGGUGAAAAGUUUUGGAAAAUGCGGUAAAGAAAAAGGAGAGUUUAUGGCUCCACAAUAUGUUACUGUGGAUGAUGAAGAUCGCAUUGUGGUAACCGAGUUUAACAAUCAUAGGAUACAGGUGAUAUCAAAGGAGGGAGAAUCCAUUUUCAUGUUUGGAGACUGCGGCCCGGGGAAACUCUUUUUUCCAAUAUGCUGCAUUCCUUACAAAAACAUGUUUCUCGUAUCUGAUGCCUACAAUCACUGCAUAAAAGCUUUCGAUCAGUCAGGAACAUUCUUAUACAAGUUUGGCACACCAGGGAGUGGAGAUGGACAAUUCAAAUGGCCGCAUGGUUUGCUUGUAGACAGCUCCAAUAAUCUUCUUGUAUGCGACUUUCGCAAUCGUCGAGUUCAGCAGUUUUCUUUAGAUGGUCGCUUCACAGGCAAAAGUAGCACUCGUCAGUUAUCAUCCCCGACUGCGAUAACAACAGCACCAGAUGGGCGUAUUCUUGUGACCAGCUCUGACAAAAACAAAGUGUACAUUUUGAAAUAGACUUUUUUUUAAAAAUGAAAUUUGCUUCUUCAGCCGUUCCUUACCAGUCUGUUUUUUUAAUGUUAAUGCUGUUUUAUCACUUGUCUGGAAGAACUCUUACCGAUAACAUCCAGACUUACUAUUACUCUUAGAGACAAAAACCUUUUGACUUGAAGUACUCAGCCCAAGUCUUUCAAGUUGGUCGGUUGCCUCCUAGCCAUUCAUAUUUCUUCCCGGUUUAUUAAUAUCUUUUUACAUUUUUUUUACACUGAACUAAUGUUCUCUAUUUCUCCUUUAGGUUCGAGGUUAUACUAUGCAACACCGUUAGCGAUUUGAAUUAUCUAUACGAAAAAAUUUUUAGCGGAGAGUCCUGAAAAAUGUCUAGUGUCAAUCAAUCAAUCAAUCAAUCAAUACUUUAUUUACCCACGUAGCGUCAAGGAGUUCAUAGAGCUCGUAACAAAAAAACAUGCAGUAUAAAAACAUGUAACUCACUUGAAUUUUUCUAUGAGCUAAGAAAAUAUAGCUGGAAAACGUUGGGACCAUGUGCUGCCUUUCGCAAUCACUGAUCGAUCAGGAUAAAUUAAGCGAUGGGUAUUUUAAUCCAAGAAGAGAUAUAUGAUAUUUAAGCUUCGAUUGAAGAAAAAUUUACGAUUAUGUAAUUACUAUUUACGAUCGCAUAAGAACAAAUUUAUAAUUUAUCAACGAGUACAAGAAGUGCGGCGACAACUGCUUCUAAAAAUUGGCAUCUACUGAAUAAUUAGGUUAUAAGGAGGUGUUACUGAUUUCCGAACUAAGCUCGAGUGUUAGCUUUAACUGAGUUGAAAACAUAGCCUUCGGUUUUGUCCCAUACAAUAAGGCGCGGAAAGCAUUGAAUAAAUAAGACUUAAAAGUUA
Messenger RNA from Stylophora pistillata, 2931 nucleotides. RefSeq names its product tripartite motif-containing protein 3-like. The record is from RefSeq and is a predicted model, not a curated record. NCBI's taxonomy places the organism in Eukaryota, Metazoa, Cnidaria, Anthozoa, Scleractinia, Pocilloporidae. Gene Ontology annotation, molecular function: protein binding; zinc ion binding.